Jaculus jaculus (lesser Egyptian jerboa) is the source of this 1989-nucleotide messenger RNA. It is a transcript of the gene Nalf1, whose product is annotated as NALCN channel auxiliary factor 1. Gene Ontology annotation, cellular component: plasma membrane. The transcript has 3 exons. Gene Ontology annotation, molecular function: stretch-activated, monoatomic cation-selective, calcium channel activity. Lineage: Eukaryota; Metazoa; Chordata; Mammalia; Rodentia; Dipodidae. Gene Ontology annotation, biological process: calcium ion import across plasma membrane. The record is from RefSeq and is a predicted model, not a curated record. The coding region runs from base 550 to 1989 and encodes 479 amino acids.
GCUCUGGUCGCCGUCAGUGGGCAGUGGAGACGCGGCAUGCCCCUGGCAAGGGAGAGCGGUCUGUCCUCAGCAGAGCCAUGGGGACCCGCGCGUUGACGAUGCCGGGGUGACAGGCGCAUCGUCGCCCCGCCACCUCCACCAUCACGUCUUGUACUCAGCCUCCCCACCGGCCAGCACAGCACCAGCCUCCACGCGCCUCUCUUCUCUCUCUCUCUCUCUCUCUCUCUCUCUCUCUCUCUCUCUCUCUCUCUUUCUGUGUCUACAAAGAAUGGGGUCGGCGGAUGAUUAGGUUGGAAGCGAAUCAGAUGUUCCUGCAAAGCCUGGUAAAAUUUAUGUAGGCAAAGCAGAGAAAGAGACAGAAAGAGGGAGAGAGAGAGAGAGAGAGAGAGAGAAAGAGAAAGAAGGGAGAGAGAGAGAGAGAGAGAGAGAGAGAGAAGAAACGGGAGGAGGGGAUAAGGAAAUUAAACCCUUCAAGUCAAUGCAUAUUGUGGAGAUAUUCGCACAGGAGCCCUCACGGUGGAGUCGGCCAAGGCUGUGCGUUCCCAAAAUAUGACCAGGGGUGCUUGGAUGUGUCGGCAGUAUGACGACGGCUUAAAAAUCUGCUUGGCAGCACCCCGGGAGAACGAGAAACCGUUCAUCGACUCGGAGAGGGCUCAGAAAUGGCGACUGUCUCUGGCCUCUCUCUUGUUUUUCACAGUCCUGCUCUCUGAUCACUUGUGGUUCUGCGCCGAGGCCAAACUGACCCGGACCCGGGACAAGGAGCAGCACCCCCAGCAGCAGCAGCAGCAGCAGCACCAACAGCAGCAGCAGCAGCAGCAGCAUCAGCAGCAGCAGCAGCGGCAGCAGCAGCGGCAGCGGCAGCAGCAGCAGCAGCAGCAGCAGCAGCAACAGCAGCAGCAGCAGCGGCCGCGGCAGCAGGAUCCCUCCUGGCCCGCGCUCCUGGCCAGCAUGGGGGAGUCCUCGCCCGCCGCCCAGGCACACAGACUCCUCUCCGCCUCCCCGUCCCCCACCCUGCCCCCCUCCCCGGGAGGCGGCGGCGGCGGCGGUGGCAAGGGUACCCGAAGCAAAGAGAAGCGGAGCAAGCCUCUUUUUCUAGGAAACUCUGCCAGACCCGUGUGGCGCUUGGAGACUUGUUACCCCCAGGGCGCGUCGUCGGGCCAGUGCUUUACGGUGGAGAGCGCGGACGCCGUGUGCGCCAGGAACUGGAGUCGGGGGGCGGCGGCCCGAGGGGAGCAGCAAGCCAGGGGCCCCUAUUCAACUCCACUUUGGAACUUGUCGGAUUUUUACCUUUCGUUUUGUAAUUCCUACACACUCUGGGAGUUGUUUUCAGGGCUGUCCAGCCCCAGCGCUUUGAACUGCAGCCUGGACGCGGUGCUCGCCGAGGGCGGUGAGAUGUCCACGUGCAGGCAGUGCGUGGAGGCUUACCAAGACUAUGACCACCACGCACAGGAGAAGUACGAAGAGUUCGAGAGCGUGCUGCACAAGUACCUGCAGUCGGAGGAGUACUCGGUGAAGUCCUGUCCCGAGGACUGCAAGAUUGUCUACAAAGCCUGGCUCUGUUCCCAGUAUUUUGAAGUCACACAGUUCAACUGCAGGAAGACAAUUCCUUGCAAGCAAUACUGUUUGGAGGUCCAGACGAGGUGUCCGUUUAUCUUGCCCGACAACGACGAAGUCAUCUACGGAGGCCUCUCCAGCUUCAUCUGCACAGGGCUCUACGAAACCUUCCUAACCAAUGACGACCCCGAGUGCUGUGACGUCAGAGGCGAGGAGCGCGCCCCGCCCCGCCCCCAGGGCCCCGGGCCCCGCCGCAGGACGUCGCUGACCGUGUCCUCGGCCCCGAGACUGUGCCCCGGCCGACUCAGGCUCUGCGUCCUCGUCCUCAUCCUCCUGCACACCGUGCUCAGCGCCUCCUCCACGGCGCACAACGCCACGGGCCCGGGCCUGGGCGGCCUCCCCGCGCUGGACGAGCACGGCGCCAACGAGGACUGA